AUGACUGACUUUACGGCAAAGGCAGCUAAAAUCUCGAUAAAAGUAAUAGUAGACAAAGUGAAUAAGAGAGCGGUGUAUGCUGAAACUGAUUACGCCUUUGUUGACAUUCUGUUCAGCUUCAUUACACUGCCCAUGGGAACAAUUGUCAAGCUCUUGGAGAAAGUUGAUGAUAAAAAGUUUGAGGUUCUUCGUAGCUUCAGCAAUCUGUACCAAAGUCUGAAGAAUUUUCCGGAGCGUUACCUAUCCAUAAAGAAUUGCAAACCUAUGCUUCUUAACCCCAGAAGUCUAUCAUAUGAUCACUGCAGAAACCUUCAACUGUUACUAGAUGAGACGGAGCCUUAUACUUCCCAGGAGGAGUAUUGCCGGAGAUUUUAUCGUGGGAGCUGGGAUACGGGUGUGUUUGUUUCUGAUAUUGCAACUUUUAUUGUCACUGACGAUCUUUGUGUUAUGCCUUAUACUUCUGCAACCAGCAUUCGACUGCUGACAGAUUGUGGAAUUACUAACAAGAGCUGUUUAGAGGAGAUCAAGUUAGAUAUGGGCCGUGAGCAGAUUCUCUGUUUUUUAAAUGCUGCAUUGUCAUUCGAUUCUGUGUUCACAUAUUUAGUUUUCAAUAGGGCCAGUUUGAUCCGAGAUUUAGUUGUCCCUGGCCAAAUUCUUAGUUUUCAUCAAAUUAUUAAUUUAAUAAAGAAAGGGGAAUCUUCAAGUUCAAAGUUUCUUCUGGAAGUAGCAUUGCAAAAGUCAACUGGUAAGCUCUUGUUUGCAGAAGAUAAAGGAGAUUUUGUUGACUUUCUUUUUGGGUUGUUGUCAAUUCCUUUAGGAACAGUAGUUGGAGAACUGUUGAAAGGGUUUUCUUCUCUAAAUUGUAUGGAAAAUAUCAUCAAAAGCAUUUCCGACAUGAGUGUAGGAACAUACCUUAAAUCACAAGAUAUCAAAGAUAUGUUACUUAAACCUCAUAUUGGCCAGCAUUAUACUUCAAAAAACCAGGUUUUCCCUUUGGAAGGCACUUCGUUACAUGAUAGCCAUACAGAACAUGGAGAUCCAAGAAAAGAUGGUCUACUACUAAAACGACCUGGAUUGUUUAUCGUCACUGAUGACUUGACCAUAACUCCGUCAUCGUCAAAUUCAACUAUAAGUACUUUGAGUAGUUAUAAUGUCUCAUUUGAUGAUGUUGAGAAACAUGAGAUUAGCAUUGGCUUAAAAGAGGGCUUAAGAAUGCUGAAAGCAUCGCUAAGAUCUUGCUCGACGACUCUGACUGAUAGCCUUAAGCAUCAACUGGAAGUUAUACCAUCCGUAAGACUAAGAAUAAGAUUAGUACGAACCAGAUUCAUGAACAAAGUGGCAGCAAAUGCGGGUGAGGAGCGUUCUGCAAGAGUUUAUAACAAAGGGUGA
This is a messenger RNA of Helianthus annuus (common sunflower), 1389 nucleotides long. RefSeq lists its product as uncharacterized. The transcript is spliced from 4 exons. The coding region runs from base 1 to 1389 and encodes 462 amino acids. The record is from RefSeq and is a predicted model, not a curated record. Lineage: Eukaryota; Viridiplantae; Streptophyta; Magnoliopsida; Asterales; Asteraceae.